Messenger RNA from Penicillium cosmopolitanum, 732 nucleotides. Its product is annotated as MBL fold metallo-hydrolase. Gene Ontology annotation, biological process: glutathione metabolic process; hydrogen sulfide metabolic process. The transcript is spliced from 2 exons. The record is from RefSeq and is a predicted model, not a curated record. NCBI's taxonomy places the organism in Eukaryota, Fungi, Ascomycota, Eurotiomycetes, Eurotiales, Aspergillaceae. Bases 1 to 732 code for a protein of 243 amino acids. Gene Ontology annotation, molecular function: sulfur dioxygenase activity.
AUGUCUCCACCCCGCAAUGCCCAGGGCCUGUAUCAAGUACGCCCAAACAGCACGAGCUCUGCAUCAACCAAAGAACCAACCAUUCACAACAUCUUUGAACCCGCAACGGGAACAUGGCAAUAUAUCGUGGCAGAUCCAUCCGCAAAAGCCGCCAUCAUAAUCGACCCGGUCUUGAACUAUGAGCCAGCCACUCAGGCCAUCACCACGACAGCGGCCGAUGAGUUACUCGCAUUAGUCAAAGAAAAAGGCUACCAAAUUGAACGAAUCCUCGAGACACACGCCCACGCAGAUCAUCUCACUGCAUCUGCAUAUCUCCAGCACCAACUCAAUCAAACGCAAGGGUUUAAGCCACCGAUAGGAAUCGGCAAACGCAUCGCGCAGGUUCAGAAUCUCUUCGGUCUGCGAUACCACAUCGGCAAAGAGGAAUACGAGCAAGUCUUCGACCACCUUUUCGAUGACGAUGAAAAGCUCACCAUUGGCGGGCUCACAGCUACAGCUCUACAUCUUCCGGGUCAUACCCCAGAUCACCUUGGCUAUCAAAUCGGAGAAAACAUUUUCUGCGGCGACUCCCUCUUUCACAUAGACAUCGGCACAGCACGCUGCGACUUCCCCGGCGGCGACGCAAAGAAUCUCUACAACUCCGCUCGCAGGUUACUAGAGUUCGACGAAAGUGUCAAAAUCUGGCCAGGGCACGACUACCCCCGCCCGACCGAGACCCUGUGGCAUUUAUGA